GUUGCCGUGGCAGCCGCGCCCUGCGUGGCGGAAGCUCACAAUCAGCCAGUCCCGGCGGCUCCCACCCCGCCCCCUGCGCUCACCUGCCCUCGCGCUGGUCCUCCGCGGACCCCGGGCCCGCAGACACACGCACCUGGCCCUGCUGCCCCGCGCGCCAUCUUGCCUGCUCUGCCUGGGCGCCUCCACCGGUCUCCGGGAGCCCACAGUCGCGAGCCGCGCCGAGCGUCAGAGUACAAGAGCAGGAGCCGCCCGGGUCGCCCCCCGCAGGCCCAGGCGCAUAGAUGCCCAGAGAUGCGUGACUCCUGAUCGCCCUGACGCCUAAGAGUUUUAGUUUUGGUCCAGAAAGCAUUUUCAAGGAGCUGGUCAGGCAUGGCUUUAGCAGAUAAGAGACUUGAGAACUUACAGAUCUACAAAGUUCUUCAAUGUGUGCGGAACAAAGACAAGAAGCAGAUAGAGAAGCUGACCAAGCUUGGAUACCCUGAACUAAUCAAUUUUACAGACCCCAUUGAUGGACUUAGUGCUUUGCACUUAGCCUCAGUUUCCAACGAUAUUGAUAUGGUCAGCUUUCUCCUUGACCUUGGUGCUCACCCUGAUGUGCAAGACCGAAUGGGCUGUACUCCCACCAUGAGGGCUGCAGAACUGGGCCAUGAAUUGUCGAUGGAAAUACUGGCAAAGGCAAAGGCUGAUAUGACUAUAGUUGACAACGAAGGAAAAGGCGUUUUGUUUUACUGCAUUUUACCUACUAAACGGCAUUAUCGCUGUGCUCUGAUUGCCCUUGAACAUGGUGCAGAUUUCAACAAUUCUACCUAUGAAGGAAAGCCAAUAUUCCUUAGAGCUUGUGAAGAAGCACAUGAUGUUAAAGAUGUAUGCCUGACACUUUUGGAAAAAGGAGCCAAUCCCAAUGCAAUCAAUUCAUCCACAGGCCGCACGGCUUUAAUGGAAGCAUCAAGAGAAGGGGUAGUGGAAAUAGUUCGAGGCAUAUUGGAAAGAGGAGGUGAAGUGAAUACAUUUGACAAUGAGAGGCAUCACGCUGCUCAUUUUGCUGCUAAAGGAGGCUUUUUCGAUAUACUGAAGCUUCUUUUUGCCUACAAUGGAGACAUGGGACUGAUUUCGUUAAAUGGGAACACACCACUUCAUUAUGCUGCCAUGGGUGGUUUUGCAGAUUGCUGUAAAUAUAUAGCUCAGCGAGGAUGUGACCUGAAAUGGAAGAAUUUAGAUCAUAAAACGCCCAGGGCUGUGGCUAAGGAAGGUGGCUUCAAAGCAGCAAGCAAAGAAAUACGCCGAGCAGAGAGAAUUGCUAAUAAACUAGCCAGGCCAGGAGCCAAAAAUCCAAAUCCACUCUGGGCCCUUAGACUGCAUGAUUGGUCUGUAGAACGUGAGGCUUUCCUCCGGGAAGCCUUUUCUGCUGUUGACAAGGGCGAUGGGAGCGUCAGCAAGAAUGACUUCGUGAUGGUGUUGGAGGAAAGGCAAGAUUAUGCAAGCUCAGAACAGCUGGCUGCCAUUGCCCAACUUCACGAGAAAAUCCGGGGAGGAGGAGUCAAUAUUAAUGAAUUCUUUAAAGGAACCGGAUAUUUAAGCAAGGCUUUUGUUUUAGGAUCCUAUGGACCUAAGAAAAAGAAAAAAGGGAUGGGCAAAAAAGGAAAGAAAGGUAAAUUUGUCUUACCCCUUCCAAUCUGUGUCAUUCCUGACAACGCAUUUCCACGCCGGCAAGAUGGUGGGCCACCAUAUUACAUGAUUGAGACCUACAAGAAUGUCACUGAUAGCAGCCGGUUUAACAGGGAUCAUCCCCCAGAACAUCCCAUUCAGGAUGACUCUGCUUGGUACAUUGAUGAUUCAGAGAAGGCAUUUUCAAACAUUAAUAUUAUCACCAAGGCAGGGGAUCUGGCUUCUCUGAAAAAGGCCUUUGAAUCAGGAAUACCUGUGGAUAUGAAGGAUAAUUAUUACAAAACUCCACUAAUGACGGCGUGUGCAAGUGGAAACAUAGAUGUGGUCAAGUUUCUUCUUGAAAAAGGAGCUAAUGUUAAUGCAGCAGAUAAUUUUCUGUGGACUCCACUUCAUUUUGCAUGCCAUGCAGGCCAACAAGACAUUGUUGAGCUUCUUGUUAAAUCUGGGGCUUUAAUAGAUGCAGUUUCAAUCAACAACUCAACUCCUUUAAGUAGAGCCAUUGAAAGCUGUAGACUGGAUACUGUGAAAUACCUACUUGAUAUUGGUGCUAAAUUCCAGCUGGAAAAUAGAAAAGGGCAUACUGCCAUGGAUGUUGCAAAGGCAUAUGCUGAUUAUAGAAUAAUUGGUCUGAUUAAAGAAAAGCUAGAUAACUUGCAAAAAUCAGCAGAAACUCAAAAACUAAAAGGCAAGACUCCUAUACUGAAGACUGAAGGCCCUGAAAUUAAGAAAGAAGAGGAACCACUGUCAUCAAUUUAUGCUGUACCAACCAUAUCAGAGGGAAAGAAAGUGCCAAGGGAUAGUGUGGUUCAUCUCAAUUCAUUGAUUACCAGUGGUUAUACCAAGAAAGUGGAUAUCACAUUUAUCCCACGGAGGAUUUGGAGUCCUGAAGCCACAACAGCAGAGCUGAUCAGGAAGAGGGAACUGCGGCGGGAGAGGUUUACAUAUGAAGUGGACUUCGAUGAUUUUAUGAUGCCUUUUCAGAAGAACAUCACAGAAAAAGCUCGAGCAAUGGAAGCUGCCUUGAAGACCUAAGUCGCAGCAGUUACUUCUUGGGAUAAAUGCUUUGGGACCCAGGGACCAAUCUUUGGAGAAAGUAGAGAUUUCCAUCAAAGCCAAAGCAAUCCGUACACCAAGAACUUGUUACCAAAUCUUUCUUCUUGCUUUAACAACUCUUAAGUAUUCUGAGCUGUCUAGAGAUGUAUGUUAUUUUGAGAUGAAUGUUAUGUCAUUCUGGAUAAAUCCCCAAACCCCUUUAUGAAGGUAGUGAAAUACAUGGCAUGUGGGUUAUAAACAUGCUGUCAAAAGAUUUCCCAGGUCUCAAACUCCUGAGCUCAAGAAAUCCUCCCAACUGGGCUGCCCAAAGUGCUGGGAUUAUAGGUGUGAGCUACUGUGCCAAGCCUGCUUAUUAAAUAUGCAUUUCUAGUGGAAAUUGAUGAAAACAAUUUAGGUUUUAGAAAGAGAAGCGUAUUUAAUCUUUUAAGGAAGGAGUUUAUUUCUCACAUGCUAUUAUAAAGUGUGUGUAUCGGAUACCUUGGGUUGAAUAUACUUUCAACAGCCCCAGCUGUUAAAAGCCCUAGCCCUAGAUACAUAGCCCCAGCCCUAGAUUAAUAGAUAUUAGGUUGGUGCAAAAGUAAUUGCAAUUUUUACCAUUACCUUUAAUUGCAGCAAAAAUCACAAUUACUUUUGCUUCAACCUGAUAGCUAGCUAGAAAGACAGAUAGAUGAUUGAUUGAUAGAUCAAAAGAUAGGUAGAUGAAGAGAUUUAUUGCAAAGAGUUGGCUUACAUAAUUUUGGGGCCUGGAUGGUCAAGUGCUAAAUUUGUAGGGUAGGCUGUCAGGAAGUACAGGCUGGAAACAUGCACGAGCUGUCCCUGAAGUUCACAAGUGGAAUUUCUUCAUCACAGAAACCUCAGUUUUGUUCGUAUCCCUAAAUACUUCAGUAUGUGUUUCCUAAAAGAAAAGGCAUCCAUUUACCUAA
Saimiri boliviensis boliviensis (Bolivian squirrel monkey) is the source of this 3641-nucleotide messenger RNA. It is a transcript of the gene ANKEF1, whose product is annotated as ankyrin repeat and EF-hand domain containing 1. Gene Ontology annotation, molecular function: calcium ion binding; protein binding. The record is from RefSeq and is a predicted model, not a curated record. NCBI's taxonomy places the organism in Eukaryota, Metazoa, Chordata, Mammalia, Primates, Cebidae.